This is a messenger RNA of Fusarium vanettenii 77-13-4, 744 nucleotides long. RefSeq lists its product as uncharacterized. Bases 1 to 744 code for a protein of 247 amino acids. The transcript is spliced from 2 exons. The record is from RefSeq and is a predicted model, not a curated record. NCBI's taxonomy places the organism in Eukaryota, Fungi, Ascomycota, Sordariomycetes, Hypocreales, Nectriaceae.
AUGUUCUUUUCUCCGUUGCUCUUACUGGCCCAUUCUCGUUACUAUAGCGAAGCUCUGAUGCCCGAAUUCUGGGUGCUUGUCCGUAGCCUUGAGAACAUGUCCAGACGUUGGGCUGGUGUGACUCAUGGUGACUCGGGCUAUUUUCUCAACUUGGCUGGGAAGUAUGCAUUGCAUCUCAGAAACACAUACGAGAUGUGUCAACAAGAUGUGACGUAUAAUCUCACAGUACUUGACUACACCGAGAACAUAGAACAGGCGAUGAGCGAUCAGUCUCGGUCUCAACAUCCACGGACAGAAGAUAAUGACGACGACACAAGAGCCAUGUCAACUGCCAUUUCCAGUCAGAAGCUGGGACGAAUGACUUCUCUUCCUAUAGCUCCCCAAGGGCAUGUCCCGCCCACACGACCACAGAACAUCUCAACGGGAACCAGCCCACCAGUGAGGGUAACAGGUACGGUUGGUCAGCCAGAAAACGUCGACACUAUUUGGUUUACUGCGGCAAAUACAGACGUUCAGGAGCUACCAGAAGACUUGCUGGCCAUAUCGCAAGCUCUGAUGGACCAGAGGUUCGCCGAGAUGGAUCGCAUCAUUACUCUGGAUGACUCCUGGUUUGAAGCUACUGAACAGACAGCAGAUAUUUCUUCACUGCAUGUUCCUGGGUGGAACACUGCAGAAAUGAGGUUUACAGAUUUGCAGAGCGAUAGAAAUGGUGUUACAGGCAGAGAGUGGGGAGGAAUGCAGUAG